CAGUGCUCCAGCAAGAUUUAACGAUUGAUGUCAGCGCCGUUGAAGGCAUAUAUUGAGACGAUGAACUUUUCACUGCUUGGAGGACUAUCAGACUUUCUACUGUUCGUCUGUCUGCUACUAGUCGUCUUCUACUGGUACUGCAAUGGGUUUUUCAAUGUUUGGGAGCAGCUUGGUGUGCCUGGACCAAAGCCAUGGCCCUUUCUAUUGCACAUCCCAGAGUUGAGAAAUGGCAUGGAACAAGCUUUUGAUAAAUGGGAAUCAGAGUAUGGGCGAACGUAUGGACUUCAAUCCAUCAUCAGCCGUAGGCCUGCGCUGGUGACCACGGAUACAAAACUCUUGUAUCACAUCUUUGUAAAAGAUUUCGACAAUUUUGUCAACAGGGCUUCCCCCUCGCUUUCCACAAAAACAACAGCUCUUCGUAGUCUCUUCUUCUACGGUGGUUCAGACUGGCGGAGAACUCGUCACGUCAUGUCACUAAUGUUCACUGGAGGAAAGCUGAAAAUUACGAUGUAUCACGCAAACAACAGCGCUGCCACUCUCGUGAAUUUAAUCAAAAGAAUCAAAGCUAAAGGAGAGCUCGUCCCACUGAAAAAGUUCAUGGCCAAAUACACCAGCGACGUCAUCGCUAAAUCUGGCUUCGGGUUGAAAGCUGAGGCUGUUUCAGAUGUUGACAACGAGUUCUUUGACAACAUUAACAAAUUUUUAAGUUUGGGCUCUACGUCACAACAGUUUUUUAGACUCAUUGGCCUGUAUUUUCCAUUCAUCUCAAAGAUUGGCCUGCAUUUCUUCGAGAACGCUGACUGGAUUAAUCCAAAAGCAGAUGCCUAUUUCUCUGAGCUUGCCAAUAACGCUAUAGAGACAAAACGUGAGCAGAAGUCAGAGAAAGUAAAUGACAUGUUGGAUCUGCUUCUUCAUUCAGAGACCCCGCGCGCUGUUGCUGGCCCCAACGAAAAAUGUUUGACUACAAAAGAGAUUGUGGCUAAUUCCGUUUUGCUGAUCCUCGCUGCUUAUGAAACGACGUCCAGCACUCUGCGCUCGCUCCUCUACCUGUUGGCUCAAAAUCAGGAUAUCCAAGACAAGGUCAUCCAGGAGAUCGAUACUGUACUCGAUGGACGGACAGAACCUGAAUACGAGGAUCUGACCAACCUCAAGUAUACAGAACAGGUGGCCUUGAGUCAACUCUUGUCUAACUUCAGGUUCGUCAAGACUGACCUUACCUACCCAAAACUUGGUGAAGACGUUAAGAUGGUAAACGUUAUCAACACAAUGUCUCAGCCAGAGAAGCCAAUAGAGCUUGAUGUGGUACUCAGAAAGGAGGAAUAAGGAGCGAUGCGUUUACUGUCUGUUGAACACCUACGAGAAACACAAAUCUCACUCUGAGCAUUCUUUUUUUGCUUUGAAAAUAUUAAGUUUAAAUUAACAACUAUCGUGGUAAAUUAAAUUUGGGGAGAACAUAACGGAUUGUGUCAAGACCAGCACUUCUGGGAGUCCAAGAACAGAUUAGAUGUUUGACGCUGGCCUAGUCAGGCACAAUGGGAUCAUUUCAGAGCAAACCACUUCCUGGUCCCCCCUUAGAACGGCAAGCUGAAGAAAAGCAUUCUCUAGGAAGAGAAAGAAAAACAGAAAAAAUGGGGGGGGGGGGGGGGUCACAACACCAUAAGCUGAACCCAUAAGGUCUAAUACGUUUUCGGUGAAAUUUUCAAACACUAUGCUCCAGCUGAGCGUGAUUACACUGUUUGUGUAGGUCUGCCCUCUUGAUCUUAUGUGUAAAACAAACCAAUGUUGGGUAAGGAGACAAUAAGUUUGUUGAGACUAGUAACAGUUGCGCCAUAACAAGUUCCCAAACAAAGCAUUCCGAUAUCGUUAAAAGGUUCUGAGGAGGGAGCAGCAAAUGUGUGUCUAGAUGUGUGUUGUAGUUAAGUUUUUAUUUUAUUUUUUCAACGUACAUAAGGUGUUAAGAAAAUGAAUAAGUUUAAAGACAACGCCAGAGUGUAGCUUUCUGUGUAUUCGUGUAUAAUGGCUUAUGUUAAUUUUCUUCGUUUCAAAUCUUUCAUACCCCUGUUUUCCUAAAUAAUUUGACGUCUCUCUUAAAACAACAUGUCCAGUAAAAAAGUUUUUACAUCUCGUAGGAGGCUUUCAUUUCCGGUGAAAUUUUUAUAAAGUAUGCAGCGUUUUCUCGUUAAUACGUGCUCAGUGUCUUCUACUUUUUGAAGCCUUCAGUGGCGAAGACUGACUUGUUGGACAGGGGAUUAAAAGUGAGACGAAGAACCAGAAAGAGAUGAGGUCACACCAAGAGUUUACGGGUCACACACGAAAAGCUUGCCCACAAGGGGAACAUAAUUACAAAACUUCUUAUAUGAUGCGGCAGCACUGAGUUGUGAAUGAAAACAAACCCUGAAUUCCUUGUUGUAUGUUCAUCAACGAAAUAAUCGAGAAAAUAUAUCAUUGAUUAAUAUUUAUUCUCGCUUUUGUCAAUACCUACUUAUAACCUUUAGACGCGAGGUAGCAUUAAUGGUCUCAAGAUUUGUUAGACGUAAAUUGCACCGAAAGUGUAAAACGCAAAUAGAAGGGGAAAAUAGAUAUGGCAAUAUACUACAAAUGUCUUAUAAAUUUGGUUUUUAAUUUGUUUGUCUUUUAUGGCCUUUGGUGGCCAGGAGCCGCUGGCAUGAUCAUACCAUGACCUGAUUAUAGGGCGGUAAAAAGUCAAGAACUACCCCCCCCCUCCCCCCCCCCC
Molecule: messenger RNA, 2734 nt
Organism: Aplysia californica (California sea hare)
Lineage: Eukaryota; Metazoa; Mollusca; Gastropoda; Aplysiida; Aplysiidae
Product: cytochrome P450 3A9
Molecular function (GO): heme binding; oxidoreductase activity, acting on paired donors, with incorporation or reduction of molecular oxygen; iron ion binding
Source: RefSeq, a predicted model, not a curated record